AUGGCCCUGGCCUUCACCAUUCUGCUCCUGGCGGGGACAGUGGGGACAGCUUCCAGGGCUCAGCCCGUGCUGACCCAGCCAUCUUCUGUGUUGGUGCUGCCUGGGCAGGCUGCUCGGCUGUCCUGCACCCUGAGCCCCCCAUACAAUAUCACCAAGUUUGGCAUCUCCUGGUACCAGCAACGCCCGGGGCACAGCCUGAGGUAUCUGCUCUAUUACAACUCUGAGCAAGACAAGCACAAGCCUGCCAACAUUUCUGACCGCUUCUCUGCUACCAAAGACCUCCCCAGCAACGCCUGCAUCCUCAUCAUC
This is a messenger RNA of Tauraco erythrolophus (red-crested turaco), 309 nucleotides long. Its product is annotated as V-set pre-B cell surrogate light chain 3. Lineage: Eukaryota; Metazoa; Chordata; Aves; Musophagiformes; Musophagidae. The record is from RefSeq and is a predicted model, not a curated record.